Camelina sativa (false flax) is the source of this 913-nucleotide messenger RNA. RefSeq names its product farnesol kinase, chloroplastic-like. Lineage: Eukaryota; Viridiplantae; Streptophyta; Magnoliopsida; Brassicales; Brassicaceae. The record is from RefSeq and is a predicted model, not a curated record. Gene Ontology annotation, molecular function: kinase activity.
CGGGCAGCCGUGAUGUUUCCAAAAAAUACGGUUUUAUCGGAUAUAAGUGCGUGUGGGAUCUUCGGCAUCAUCACCUUCUCGUGCCUCCGUUUCUGGGGAGAGAUUGGCAAACGCGGCGGUAUCUUCGACCAGAAACUCAUACGGAAGUUUGUGCAUAUAAAUAUUGGACUGGUUUUUCUACUUUGCUGGCCUCUGUUCAGUUAUGGAAUCCAAGGAGCGCUUUUUGCAUCUAUUGUACCUGGACUCAAUAUAUUAAGGAUGCUAUUGCUAGGCCUUGGAGUUUACCAAGACGAGGGAACCAUCAAGUCUAUGAGUAGACAUGGAGAUCGCAGGGAACUACUUAAAGGACCUCUUUAUUAUGCACUGUCAAUCACACUGGCCUGUAUCUUCUUUUGGAAAACAUCCCCAAUCUCUAUUGCGGUUAUAUGUAACCUUUGCGCAGGAGAUGGUAUGGCUGACAUUGUUGGGAGGCGGUUUGGAACAGAGAGGCUUCCUUACAACAGAAACAAAUCAUUUGCUGGUAGCAUUGGAAUGGUCACCGUCGGGUUCUUAGCUUCUGUUGUGUAUAUGUACUACUUUGCUUCAUUUGGUUACAUCGAGGUUAGCGUGGGAAUGAUUCUUCGGUUUGCCGUCAUCUCUAUAGCAUCAGCUCUUGUGGAAUCACUCCCCACUGACAUUGACGACAAUCUCACCAUCUCCUUAACCUCUGCAUUGGUAGGUUUCCUACUCUUCUAAUAGUGCCCUCCUCUCUUUGUUCUUCUGUAUCAUCAAAUAAAAUAAAGGGUCUCGAGCUUGAUUGCCCUGUGGAUGUGAUGUGGAGGUAAAACUGCAUUCAGAAUUCCCAUCUUCAUGUAUAUGUACGUAUUAGUGAAAAAUAAUCUCAUAUUGUUGUUGUCCAUGGAACUUAGUUUUC